Tribolium castaneum (red flour beetle) is the source of this 835-nucleotide messenger RNA. RefSeq names its product bicaudal (gene bic). The record is from RefSeq and is a predicted model, not a curated record. The transcript is spliced from 2 exons. Lineage: Eukaryota; Metazoa; Arthropoda; Insecta; Coleoptera; Tenebrionidae. Bases 163 to 654 code for a protein of 163 amino acids. Gene Ontology annotation, cellular component: cytosol; nascent polypeptide-associated complex.
UGGCGCGCGGGGGCGCAGUCGCAAUCGGUCCAAUCCGCGCAAGUAGGAAGUCGACCAUUUUCCUUUUUGUCGCACCGGUUUCAAAGCACAUGUGCUUUGUUAACAUCAUUGCAAAAGACUGUGCAGUGGUUAACACAUCGUGAUUUUAGAGCGCCCAUCAAAAUGAACACAGAGAAACUGAAGAAACUGCAGUCGCAGGUGCGAAUCGGCGGUAAGGGCACCCCCCGCCGCAAAAAGAAGGUGGUCCACUCCACCCAGGCCACCGACGACAAGAAGCUGCAGUCCUCCCUGAAGAAGCUCUCCGUGAACACGAUACCAGGCAUCGAGGAGGUAAACAUGAUCAAGGACGACGGCACGGUCAUCCACUUCAACAACCCCAAGGCCCAGGCCUCGCUGGCGGCCAACACGUUCGCCAUCACCGGCCACGGGGAAAACAAACAGAUCACAGAGAUGCUGCCGGGGAUCUUAAGUCAGCUGGGGCCCGAGGGGCUCAACCAGCUCAAGCGCCUCGCCAGCAGUGUCGCCAACACGGGGCUGGGGAGGAUCGUCCCCGAGGACGAGGAGGACGUGCCGGAUCUGGUGGGCAACUUCGACGAGGCGUCGAAGGCGGAGGUGGCCAAGAAGGAGGGGGAGGACAAGCCAAAAGAAAAUUAAUCCUGUUUAUGCUUAGUGGGCUCGAAUCUAUUGCUCCUAUUUUUAUGGUUUUGAGGACACAUUUCGUGGUAUUUGGUGGAGAUGUGUCUGCUAAUCUUGUACCAAAUCCUUUUUUGUUAAACAUUAGACACGCAACUUGUAUAGAAUAUUUCAUAGGAAAUACAAAAUAUUCUAAUACAGA